GAUGUGUGCAGCUAUGGAAUGUGCCUUUGGAGAGCUGAUCUUUCAGCUACGUUCAUUAAAAGAAGCAAUGUUUUCCCAGUACUGCGGCUGAAUCUGUGAAGCUGCUUGUUCGCCAACAGUCCGGACGAAUCCUGAGAGCUUUCAUCACCAGUCUCCAUUCACGGCAUUGGCUAUCGCCAAUUCUGACUCCAAACAGCUAGUAGCACAGAUGGUAAGUAAAAACAUGUAGGUCUGGGGCUACAAUAACAAUAUACAAAGGUUAAAUGCUACGCUUUGUCAAGUUUAAGAUGAUAUGGGUUCCAUCUAUGUUGGACUUGGCAGUUUCCGGGUUAGUGAGGUGGAGGAUGUUCAGCGGACUGCCGUGAUUGCAGUCCCGGGGUAACAUCUCACCAGCGGCCGACACAUCGAGCAUCUGUCCAGGCUCUUAUGCGGUCGUGGAAUAUGGCUACCAUGAGAAUAUUAACGGCGUCCGGUCUAUUUUUGGCCUUCUGUGCACUGGGACUGUUAGCAAUUGCCAUAAGCACAGACUACUGGUAUGAGACUGAUGCGCGUCGGCACCGGGAGCGCUGCAAGAAAUACGCCAGCAAAAGGAAUGACCCGGGAUACAUAUAUAUUUCAAAUCAAAACCUUCCUCUUCGGAUGCGUCCAAAGGGGGGUGAUGUGGCUAGGAUGGCGUCCACCAGCGGAACGCUUCUCCGGACAAAGCGAGAUCUCCUGCCUUUUACUUCGGCCAUGGAGUCACGGUGUAGUCGGCGUUUCAAUUCCACAGCAACUGGACUGUGGAGGAAGUGCCACAGAGAGGGCUUCGACCAGGAUAAUGAGGAUCUUAUCUUUAAAGGAUUGCUUCGGCGAUGUACUGCAGUGAAGUAUUAUUACUCCUCUUCAAAUGUUCCACGCAAUCUCCCAGUAAACAUUACGAACACCAUCCAGCAAGAUGAGUGGCACGCGCUCCAUUUGCAAAGGAUGACUGCAGGGUUCAUAGGCAUGGCCGUGUCCAUAAUCAUGUUUGGCUGGAUCAUCGGUGUGCUAGGCUGCUGCAAGCACAACGAGUUGAUGCAGUAUGUAGCUGGUCUGCUCUUCCUAAUGGGAGGGACCUGUUGCAUCAUCUCUCUGUGCACAUGUGUUGCUGGUAUUAACUUUGAACUGUCCCGGUACCCUCGUUACCUGUACGGGCUGCCAGAGGACAUAAGUCAUGGCUAUGGUUGGUCCAUGUUCAGUGCCUGGGGAGGCCUGGGCCUCACACUGCUGGCUGGUUUCCUCUGCACCCUGGCUCCCUCUCUUCACAGCCCUCAGACCACCACUGUACACAAGCCUCGGCAGGAGAAUGGCAUGGUGUGACAGAUUUUAGAAGAUAUGCAUAACUGAUCAAACAUCAAACAUGCACAUAGAUAGGUACAUAAGCCUACACACACAUGCCAUACGUUCACAGGCACACAUAUACUUAUGCACAUGUAUGGUAUGGAAAGGCAGACAGAGGUGCUUAACUACACAUGCAGAUAGAAACAGACCCCAUAUGCACAUGCACACACUUAACAGAGCAAAUAUCUUGUAGAGUUAAAACAGGAUUCUCUGCACCCUGUGCAACCAUAACAGCCCAGGUAGAUUUGUUAAAUAUUGAACAUAAAAAAACCUCUGGAAUGAACAAAGUCUGAACUCUGCACAUUGUAAAGUGGUAGAUGGAUUUAUGUAAGAGCACAAAAUAUGAAAGAUUUACCACCAAUACCUGUCACAGGGCUUAUAAUUCAAGAAGGCGUUCUGUUCAUAUGGUGCUCUCUCUCUCUCUCUCUCUCUCUCUCUCUGUCUGUCUCUUUCUCUUUUACUCUUUCUUUUCCACCCCUCCCUUCUUCCCAUUCAGUCUGUCUCAAACUCCUCUGUGUCUGCCUCACCCUUUCUUGCCUGUGGUUUUCAUUCUCCAAAGUGGACACAGUCUUGUAAACAGACAGAUCUUUUCAGUGAGUAAACUCUUGUGUGUUUUGGCAUUGCCUGCUGCAUAGAAACAAGGAAGAAAAAAGCAAAACGAAACAAGAAACUUCAAGUGUCUUCCUCUGUGUGUUGUUUAAUUUGUGGUUUUGGCUACGUUUAUGACAAAGUAAAAAGCACACAACAGAGAACUGGGUUUGUAGAGAUGGAUGAUUACUGAUUGGCACCUUUCCUGAUGUAAUUUGUGACUAUGUACCUCUGACAUCAUAAAGACUUGAAAAAAAAGAUCAUUUUAAGGCAGUAAAAAGCAGCACUAUAAGGCUUUGAAAGGAAAUGGUUUGUUUUCACAUGAUUUAAGUUUUUUUUUAUAAUAAAGUUAUCAUAAAUCAUA
This is a messenger RNA of Electrophorus electricus (electric eel), 2311 nucleotides long. RefSeq names its product transmembrane protein 276a (gene tmem276a). Lineage: Eukaryota; Metazoa; Chordata; Actinopteri; Gymnotiformes; Gymnotidae. Gene Ontology annotation, cellular component: membrane. The record is from RefSeq and is a predicted model, not a curated record.